Paramuricea clavata is the source of this 1515-nucleotide messenger RNA. The record is from the annotation of a GenBank genome assembly. Lineage: Eukaryota; Metazoa; Cnidaria; Anthozoa; Malacalcyonacea; Plexauridae.
AUGUUUGAAAGUCUUAAUGUGAAUGCUGAUGACAUAACAGACGACUGCAAUGACAUGUCUGGCACUGAGUCAAACGAUUCUGGUAACAGUAGUCUAUUUCAAAUGUUAGUUGAUUAGGGUUAUUGUAUAUUAAGUGUACACUGUAUGUUGCAUUGGGGAUCUUUAACUUGAAUAUAUCCACACAUACAGAUGUGAAGUCCAUGUAAUAGUUAUAAAAUGAUUUUGGUUUACAAAAUUGUAUACAUUCAUACCUUCAAUCAUAUCCUUUUCAAAAAUUAACACAUUGAACUGUGAUGUGCCCUAAUGUAAUGCACUUUACUUUUGUAGUGUGUCUAAUCCCAGACAAUUUUAAUUAUCAAGGAAGAAGUUGGGUGUUAAUGCACUUCAGCAUUACCUUUGUAAUUAAAAUUGUAUGGGAUUUAGUCACAUAAAAGUUUUAAAAUUGCAUUGCUUUUGGACAUUGUCAUAAGAAUAACAUUUUCCAGGCAUGCAUAUGCAUAUACCUGUACAUAUAUUAUUUGUAAUACUCUAAUAAUCAUAAAUAUUUACACAGUUAUAUAUAGUAAAACAAUAUCUAUAAACUUUGAUAUAUAAUAUACAUAUUUACCUAGAAAGGAGUUGUGCAUUUACAACAUCUUUCAACUUCACUAUAAUAGGUUUACCCAUUGUUUCUCAAUAUACCUUUUUUAAUUAACCCAUUGAGUGGCAGCACUCUCCCCUUAUGAGUAAAAUCGUCUGGCGUUAGGCAGAGUAAAAUAAUAAAGUAGGGCCCAUUGCCACUCAAAGGGUUAAUGAUGUCAAAUGCGGAUAUGCACUUUAUGUUCAAAGGAUUUGUAUUGCAAAAUGUUCUCAAUAUAUAAUAUUUAAAUCCGACUUACAAGGACUGGACUAGAUUUCAAGUAUGUGCAAUUUGAUCCAGUCCAAGGCAAUUUGGUCCAGUCCUAGAAGGCUGGGUCAAAUUGCAAGGACUUGAAAUCCAGUCCAAAUUGGAUGGAAGAUUUGGAAUAACAUCUCAAACUCAUUAAUAAGUCAUGAGUAAAUUAGUCCAUAUUGCUUUAUUUUGCUUGCAUGAUAAUACUGGAUACCUGGUGAAGUAUAUUGAUCUAGUCUUAGGACUUGCUUUAAAACAAGAGCAAAAUAAGGGUGGUGGGAAGCUACCUGUGGACGGUGCUAAAGAAACAACAGCUACCUAUGUGUUCACUGAAAUGAAGACAUCUGUUAUUACAAACUGCCAUAGCAACUGUUAUCAAUAGUGAAGACCCAGAGAAAUCCAUUCAAGCAACAAUAAUUUUUGACAGCGAUAGUCAGAGGUCAUAUGUUACCCGUCACAUCAAAGAAUCAUUAAAUCUACCAACAAUUAAGAAAGAAACUCUCAUGAUAAAAACGUUUGGUUCAAGUGUUGGUCAGCUUCAAAUGCACAAUCUUGUGCAACUCACGGUGAAAGGAGAAGACUCCAAUCAUAUUGUUCAGCUUAAUGCAUUUGCUAUAUCGACAAUUUGCUCACCAUUAAUUUAA